Messenger RNA from Linum tenue, 2249 nucleotides. The record is from the annotation of a GenBank genome assembly. NCBI's taxonomy places the organism in Eukaryota, Viridiplantae, Streptophyta, Magnoliopsida, Malpighiales, Linaceae.
GAAUACUGCUCGGAAACUCCAGCGAGACUUUGCAGGAAUCUCGGAGAAGCAGAAAAGGGAAGGGUCUAGGGUUUUACCAUUGAAGAAACCAGACAAGGUUAGAAGAACGACGAUAGCCGAGGGAACGAUAGACAGUUAAAGGAAUGACGACUCGAAUCACUCCCGGCGUCGGGGCGAAUUUGCUCGGCCAGCACUCUGCCGAGAGGAAUCAGGAUGCCACCGCCUACGUCGGCAACCUCGAUCCCCAGAUGAGUGAGGAGUUACUAUGGGAGUUGUUCGUUCAAGCUGGCCCCGUAGUGAAUGUCUAUGUGCCAAAGGAUAGGGUGACUAACCUGCACCAAGGAUAUGGAUUCGUGGAAUUCCGAAGCGAAGAAGAUGCUGACUAUGCAAUUAAGGUGUUGAACAUGAUUAAGCUAUAUGGGAAGCCGAUUCGUGUGAACAAGGCGUCACAAGACAAAAAGAGCUUGGAUGUCGGGGCGAAUCUUUUCAUCGGAAACCUUGAUCCUGAUGUUGAUGAAAAGCUUUUGCACGACACUUUCAGUGCAUUUGGAGUAAUCGUUAGCAAUCCCAAGAUAAUGAGAGAUCCAGAAACAGGAAAUUCUCGUGGUUUUGGUUUCAUUAGUUAUGACUCUUUUGAGGCUUCAGAUGCUGCCAUUGAGGCAAUGACUGGUCAAUACCUGUGCAAUCGUCAAAUAACAGUGUCAUAUGCUUAUAAGAAAGACACUAAAGGGGAACGUCAUGGGACCCUGGCAGAGAGAGUGUUGGCUGCCAGCAAUCAGAAUACUACAAAAAGUCGACCCCAUACCAUGUUUGCCAGUGGACCUCCUACACUUCCUGGUGUCGCUCAGGCAAAUGGUGCUAUGGUUGGUGCACCAGUGCCACCCCGUCCUUUUGCAAAUGGUGUUGUUCCUCCAAGUCCGGUAGUUCCUCAGUUGCGUGCACCAAACCCAGCCUUCCCCCCAAUGCAGAUGGGUGGUGGACAACCCCAUUGGCAGGGUCAGCCUCCACAACCAAGUCAACCCAUGGGACAUAUGCCUCCACCACCUCCAGUUCAGUUCAGGCCUCCACCUCAAAACAUGCCACCACCACCUCCCCAGGGAAUUCCCGGAGGCUAUGCAAGACCUCCGCCUCAGCCAAUGGCAAUGAUGGGAGGUCAGCCACCGCAACAAAUGUGGCGGCAGCCACCUCCUCCCCAGCAGUUGGCUGGUAGGCCCCUCAUGCAACAGAUGCAACCACCUCCUCCGCCCCCAAAUAUGAUGCCGCCGCCACCUUCAAAUUGAUUGCUCUCACCCUCUCAUUUCAUCACCAGGUUUUUAGUCUCUCAGAAGUUUGUCAUAUCAUUAAUUACUGUUCGUGUCUGGAACCGUUGAGCCAUUAUCUAGGAAGAUAGAUGAUUUAAUGUAAAAAAAUUCGUUCGAACCGGUCUACUCUAUCAAGCUAUGUGAAAUCAUACUUUCAUCCCAAAGCCGUUAACUAUGUGUCCGUGCUUGAUAAACAGAUCUUUUCUUCAGGUUUCUGAAUAUGCCUUUAUCACAGAUGUUGGAAUCAACCCAGGUUAUCAGGAGGGCUUCAGAUCGAGGAGAUUCAUCUCUUUACAAGCACUCGAAUCCGGUAAGAAUCUAUUGUUCUGAAGCACUCCUUUUUGGGCCACAUAAAGGUUUUCAAAGAUUGGUGAGACAGAGAUUCGGCUUUAAUGGAGGCGGUAAAGCUUUUUUCCUUGUGUUGGCAUGUGAAUGGGAAUGGACCAUGGGGCUGGCAAUUGUGAGUGCGAAACUAGAAGCCCUUCCUUCAGGCUGGGAAGGGAGAAAAGGGGGUAAAGUUAAAGUUGGGUUUUAAUCAUGUGCUACUGUUUUUGUACCUUUAACUGAAAGUCAGACCUACAUACUUUCCCCCCCUCUUCCCCUCCCUGUUCUCGUUAGUGGGUUUGUUGUACAUCGGAGUAAUGUGUUGUGUGUCGGAUAGUGAUAAGGCAUUUUUGAAGAAAUCUUCUUUCUGAAUUAGCCAAAAUUGAAGAAGAAAUCUUCUUCUUCUUCUUCUUUGUGUACUUUGAUCCAUCGAUGGAGUUUCCCUGUUAGUGAUUGGGGAAAUUAGUGGGAGCCUAAUAAUGAUAGGGCAAAUGAUUGGAGGGUUUAUGCUAUACUGACAUGUGGCAUGUCUGUAGGUCUGGCUAAUCAGUAAUCCCUGCCGCCCAUUUUCUUGUACUUGCUUUGUAGGACGUUUUGUGACGUACACAUUAGAAUGCGAUGGUA